Amoebophrya sp. A25 is the source of this 7329-nucleotide messenger RNA. Lineage: Eukaryota; Dinophyceae; Syndiniales; Amoebophryaceae. The record is from the annotation of a GenBank genome assembly.
UGAUGAAUGGAGGCACCUGGUAAACUUGCAUAGACGCAACUAAUUUCCACUACUAGUAGCCAUUCAAUUUUGCUACCAUAUUACGUGGUCGAAAGUUUUUUUGUAGAUUUGAGUAAUUGAAGAGUAUAGCACUACAUCAAUAGAAGCGACGCGUUGUGGUUGUCAUAUUGAAUCUUGUUUGAUUGUUUUGACGAUAUCCAUAUGAUGACCACGACAAGUGACGCAGUUUCUUCGUUUAUCUUGUUCUGAUGAAAGCAGAAGAUGAGCAACAUGACGUGGUCGCGUUCAUUCUUUCUCGGUGCUUGCAACGGCGGACCUGAUGUGAAAUGUGCCGCUCUGCAGAUGAAGGUCGCGCGAGCCACCGGAUGGGCGUGCCAGGCCUGACAACUCGUGAUUAGCCUGACGCAAGUACUAACCGCAAGCGGCUUGCCCAGGGGUAAGGGUAGCGACAAGAAAACAAGCCAGCCACUAAUUCGUCUUCAAGUUUUAAGAACGAAACUAGGCCUGGAAGAAAGGAUCAGAGCGCAGCUGCUUCCAGAAGUUUAUCGGAACGCAAACGCACCAAGACGAAGACCACAGGGCAGACCGCACCAAGACAAACCUUAAUCACGUCAAGAACACUUUCUGGCACCUCAAAAACACUACGAAAUGUCGAAUGCUUGGCAACGCCUUGACGACCUAUGGUACCGACGAAGGGAAAUCGGUGGUAUGAAGUGGGCAGAGGACCCAGACCGCCUCUGGACUCAUGUGAUAUGCGGUGCGAGAUGCGGGGGUCCAAUCGCAAUGGUUAGAGACGAAAACGUCUUCCAGCAGCUCGGCACUUCUACAAGUCUCAUACCGAAGUACUACUGCAUUGCAACUUGUUACUUCUUGACUUUAAUUCACUUUUGGUGAUCAUUAACGCUGAUUCGUUUUCUUCGAAUCAAGUGGAAUGAAAAUAGACAUGGCUUGUUGUACUGAAAAAACUGAAAGUCUUGGAAUUGUUUCGAAUAAUCGCAUUCGCAAAGUGGAUGCGUUCCUAAAUUCAAUUCAUCUUGAUGUGUGGCACUAGUACGUACUUGAUAGAUUGCGUGAUUUGAGUUAUCUAUAGUGGAUUCUGCUAGUGCUACAUGUACUACGUCUGGCGAAGUCCUCCGCGCGCUGGUCCUAUGGGGCGUUGAUAUUGCAGGCCUCACGGAGGUCCACCCUGAGGACACCAGUCUGCCGCUGCUCGUGCGGCAGUUUGGAAAGCAUGGAUAUGAGGCGCUUGCGCGCAAAUCUUGCAGCCCGUCGCCUCUGGCCGCCUCCCUGUUUCUGUCGAUCUUCAUGCUCAAUGUGCAUCUCGUGGGCAAGAUGCUGCACGCAACAGCCUGCCCAUCGGUUUAGCGGCAAUGGUGCGCGAGUUUUUGAGUCUUCGCGUCUUUUCUUACCUGCUCAGCUGGGGGCCACGUCUGGAGACUCUUGCCGCCCAUAUGCUCGAUUUUUCGAAGAUGCACCCCCAGCACAGGCUUCCACGAUCAUGCACCCGGCCUGUGGGAUUAUUGGAAACGCAUGAUUAGACUCGGCUCCAUGGCAUUGCUGAACUUGAGCUGCCGGGUCUGCUUAUAUUCGCAAACCAUCUCGACGCCCAAACCCCGGAACGGCGCGGCUGGGGCUUUUAUGCGCUUCCUUUUGUUGGAUGGUAAUCGUUAGAGGCCUGCCGGUGUGCGUGUGGGUCCUUUGUUCCAGGGGUGCGGAAGCGUCUCCUCGAACUCGAUUGGACCGGCGCCGCUUUUUGGCUAUCGAAGGGCGCGCGCCUCUGGGCAAUACAGUGGCGGCUGCUGCUAGUAGUCAGAGGUGAAACCGAUGGAAUCAGUCACCACGGCGGCGGCAUCCUCUUCUUCUUAUGCUCGCGACACCAGCCUCGGGGCUAGCCCUCGCGAUCGUUUUCGAGAGGUAGCCCGACUCCCUGCACUAUUUGAGGCCGACUCCCUCGAGGCCGCGCCGCAGGCCCUAGUACUUAAUAUGCCGCCUAUGUAUAGAUCGAAGCUAGGCGGGGAGUUUUCGGCACUGUGGGCUUCGGUCGGCGUUGUGUUGCUUGGCUUUUCGAAGUUAAUUAGCACAAGCAGCGGCACCGUGGCGGCGCAGGGCUGCCGCCGUUCUUUCUUCGCGCACUCUGUGGCUGUGGGCUUGUUGUUGUCGUCGAGUGGGUGUAUGCGUUUGGGUAUGAUCGAUGCAGCACGCUGCGGGGCGGUCUGCCGCUUUUCGCGCUGCGUGCCGUGCGUGGCUCUUUGGCGCGGCGCGCGUGAGGUAGUUUUCGUUUUCGGCUGAAUCUAAAGCGCCUUGCCCGGGGCGCUGCGCCCGCCUGCUUGCUUUUGAUUUUUCAGUGUGUGUUUGGUCGGGGCUCUUUGGGGAUCUUGUUACACCAUGACGGCACUGGCAAACGCAACCGGGCCGUGACGCCUUUCGUUGGGAUUUCUUUGCUUUUGCCUAGCGCGUGCGCGUCGCUGUGCUUCAGAUUCUCCUUGUUCGUUGUCUGUGUGUAGGUCUCUCACUCUCUGUGGGUAGCCGUCUACGCUUCUCAUAAUAAUAGAGUAUGCGUCUGAGUAACGAGCUUCGGGCUGCUCAAGUUCUUUCGAGUUGCCACGAGUUGCUGGGCCUCACCUGCCCAAAACUGGCCACCUUGAAACAAAGCGUAGCAACCCCCGGCGGCAUGACGAGCCAAGAACAGGCCAUGGAGCUCCGGAGGGGGCUCCUCACUUGUUGGCUUGCAGGUGUGCCGCUUGUAUUGCAGAGGCAUGCCUCGGCCGAGCUCUUCGAGGCUUGGUGAAAAAAGGCAAGGGUCGGGCCUUUGCUUUGAAGAUUGUUUGAAUGGCGCGCGCGCGUGCCACCCUUGCGAACUGCGGGCUUUUGCUUUGUUGGGUCGAUGCCUCUGCGUCUUCGUGUUUUGCUGUCGGUGAUGAUCUGGCCAUGCUUUUUGUUUCUGAUGACUGAGCGACGGCGAGGCUGUUCGGCUUUGGGGUUGGGAUUUAGAAGUGAGGUGCCAGGCUUGUUUCUUAUAACGAUGCCCCCUCGAGGAGCCAAGCUCACUCUCUGCUGCGUAUUUUCUUGCGUGGUAGUGGACUUAUGGAGUAGCGCGUCGCCUAGUAAAUCAUGUAUCAUUGCGCUAUCCUAUGCGCGAGGACACGUCAGCAACUUACUGGGUCGCAGCGCUAACUAAGUAAGUAGUCCCAAGCUACAAGAGCAGGGGCUGGGGCCCGUAGAGGGCGCUGACCCCGUCUUCCCCGCGCGUGCACCGCGCCCGCCGCACCAGAGAAGGGACACUAUUGGCGAAGCCGUUUGUUUCUUGUGGAACGUGUGUGGCUUGUGGAAGAUGCUGCGCCUGCGCCCGAAGGGCGCAGCGAAAAAAUUAGGUGUAGAAGUGGAAGUGGAACUCGAGAAACUCGAGGCGAUACAACCGCGCGAGAAGAGUCUACUUAAUUCUAUGUAUAAUAAUAACACAUGCACUACUUGUACUGUAACUACCUAGGUAGACGUUGUUCGUCAACAAGAGCUUUAUUUUCAACAUUGUCCGGCAGGCUGCACACGAUGACGGCAAUGGGUUCACCGCUUGCGAGUGUAGACUGGACGUUUAAAGGCCUGCUUGGGUUGUAUUGGACCCCCGAGGAGGAGUUGGUGGCGGUUUUCUCAACAGGCCAAGUGCGAAUUUUCGACGCGUUCGCAACACAGAAAAGACACUGGAGUCUUGAUAUGGGCUCCGAGACGCGCCUCACACUCGUGACCUUCUGGACUGGUGGGAUCGUCGUCUUCGGAGCCACCACAAAGCGCUUGUACGUCAACCUCGGCUUUUCACGUCGAUCUCCGGUCCAAAUUACCGACGCAAUCGACGCUUUUCCUGGUCUCAUAACAGCGGGCACAUCUGCCGGCUCCUCGGCUGGCGGAAGCACUGGAAGGGGUGCUUCUAUGGCGGCGCAGGAGCAUGCGAGUGACUUCUUGUUCGCUGCAGUCACAAUUUGCGUUAUGCCGGUCGCUCAUGAACAGGGUUCUGGAGCGAGCUCCGCGGCUUGUGGUAGAGCGAACACGGGUUCGAACGCGGCAGGUGGGUCGGAUAUCGUGCAAGAGAUCGACGUGCAUGCGUCGUCGGCUGUUUUAACACAAAACGUGUUUGCGCUUCUGAAUAGCACGAAAGCAGACCUCAGAGUUCUCCUGGCAACCGAGUGGCAUGGCGUGUUCGUCUGUUCCCCACAGAACUGCUAUCAACUUGGGGCGGGCGGAGAGCAGCUGCCAGACGGAGGAGCGCCAGGAGUCGGCCCUCCUCAAGCAGUUUCGCAAGGUCAGCCUCAGUCGUACCAGCCGCACACAGGCAGCAGCGGUGCGGGGGCAGCCUCAAUGUCACAGCACAGUGGCCAUGGAGGGCCAGGUCCCCGUGGCGCAUCUAGUUCUCUCCCUCUAGCCGUGGCAGAUCCCACGACGCAUUUCGCUGUAUCGCCCUCUGGUUUUUUCCUCGCGCUGUUGACAGAGAAAGGCGCGUUCAAGGUCUAUGACAAUCGAUUGGCGCUGUUGGAUGUGGCGCAGCUCGAAAGUCGAAAAAAGCCGAGGCAAAUGGUCUGGGUUGGAGAAGACUGUGUAGCCCUGUACAUGGCAGCCACGACGAAACAGCAUGCACUGUUCGUAGGAGGACCACGAAAUGACUGGAUACCCUACCAGUAUGACCAUCCCCUUUUUCUUAUAUCAGAAAUCGAUGGCGCGAGAGUGGUCGGACAGAAGUGCGAGAUGCUACACCGAAUACCGGCGGCUGUGGAAGCGAUUUACAGGUAUUUGUAGUUUUAUCCUCUCUUCUUGAUACUGAUAGAUAAAAAGAUAGAUGCGCCGCCAGAUCUUCCAGGUCGUUCCGCUAUUUUCAUCAUGUUUUUUUGCGCUGAAUCGCCGAAACAUACCACUUGCAAGUAAAACUAGGGCCACUUCAAUUAGACGAAUCUGUUAACCCAAUUUGGCUCAACAUGUCACGUUCACAAACCACAGUAUUGGUUCUUGUGAACCACCCGCUAUGCUGUGCUACGCUUUGGAACGAUUUGUUGAAGGCGAUGUUCGGGCAGAGGAGUCACUUCGUGCUAUCAAGGACGAUCUGUACGAUGCGAUAAACCAAACAAUGGACGCCGCAAUGUGCGAGUUUGAUGAGGACAACGUGAGUUCCUUACUCCAAGCUUCUGUUUUCGGCCGCACCUUUCUAGGAACUUGCAUGUCAUCAUCGAGUGGCGCUAGUACGAGUGACUCUGCGCAAGCUCGCGCUGAGGAGGCGUCGCGGCGCUUCGUCGAGUGUUGCAAGUGGAUACGCAUCGCGUCUGCGUUGCGAAAUGAAUAUGAUCUGCCGGUAACGUGCGCGCAGCUGCAGCAAAUCGGCCUGCCCGCACUGGUGUCACGCCUGACAGCGCGGCGGCAGCACUUGAUCGCGAAGCGCGUCUGUGAUUGGGUCGGGUUGCCAAUGGUCGAGAAGAUCCUAGUGUCUUGGGCCAGAGACAAAAUACAACAUUCGCCGGCAAUCACUGACGCAGAUCUCAGUGAAAGUAUCCGACGAAAAUUUUCGCAGCACGCAUCGGCUAGCAAAGCUGCGGGAGGAGGAGGAGGUAGCUCAGCCCUAAGCCGCAGCGCGUCGAGUCAAUCACAAACAGCAGCUCCAGUGAAGAUGGUGCGCUACCGAUACUGCGCGCGACCGCCUCAAAGCAGCGUAGAGGAAUUGCCCGUUAUCGACCCGGGUGCAGCGGACGUUCCCUACGCAGAAGUCGCAGAGUACGCGGCGCAAGCGCACCGGCCAGCCUUGGCGACCAUGCUGUUGAAGAAUGAGCCACAACCGGCACAGCAAGUGGCAAUGCUCUUGAAAUUAUCGGAAUUUCAACUGGCCUUCGAGCUAGCGGCGCAGCCAAAAGGCGAUCCAGAGCUGUUGCGGGAAUGCUUGAACCAUGGAUCCGACAGUAGCACUGAAGUUCUAAUUUCAAAUACGCGCGCGCGGUGCUUGCACAUUCACUCGUUGCGAAAACUGCAACGGUGGCCCGAGCUGCAGGCCUUCUGCGAAGGAGGGUAUCCACAGAAGCGACUCAUCGCGGAGGCGCUCCUGCGUCAGGCUCACGCACCGCGAAGUGUCGUCGCAGAGAGGGUGGAAUUCCUACAGAAGACGGCAGUAGCAUUCGGCCAGAAGAGCUCGGUGGCAAAGAGUCGACCGACGCCGGCACCAAGCAACAUCGGGGCGGCGCAGCAGCAAAUGCAACAACAACCGGCGGCGGGCGAGAAAGACCACAUUCCGCCAGACCACUUUAGCGCUGCAGUGACGCAGGAGCAGGCCUCACUUCUUAAAGUGCAGGAAGCACUGGAGCUCAAGGCAAAAGCCCAAAAUUGGCCUACACUCCCGCAACUCGAUCCGCCGAAUGCCUCGGUUUCCGCAGCAGGUGCAAAUUCGUUCUCCUCAAGUGGAUCCUCUUCAUCAAGAACUGAUGGUGCUGCUUCCUCCUCAUCUUCCUCGUCUGGCCAACAACAUGCUUCGUCUGGCUCUUCCUCUAACAUCCCCAACUACCUUUUUCUAGGACGGUCGCUAAUGCAGACCGUGCGCAUACUUCUCCUCCUAGGCCAGCUGAGUGAAGCGGACAAGCUCCGCAAAGAAUUCGCCAUUCCCGAGAAACGGUUUUGGUGUUGGAGAAUACGCGCGCUUUGUGAGGCGCGAAAUCUCGACGAAAUUGUGGCGAUGGCGCGAAGCGGACGAGGUACUCAGGACUACGUGCCACUCGUCGAAGCGUUGAUUCAGCUGAACCGCCCAGACCUAGGAAAGGAGUUCGUCUCGCAGAUCAAAGACGAUCAGAAGGCUGCUGCUCUUCUACUCAGAAUGGGCUACAGGAAAGAAGCCGAGGAACUGAAACAGAGCAAGGGGAUGGGAGGCGGCAUUCUCAAUUGGUUCAAAGGGUCCUCGUCGAGUGGCUAGCGUUAAUGAAUGCGUGGAUCAGUCUUGGCAGCGGAGAUGAUGGGCACUCCCAGUUUUCGGUUUCGGCGACUCAACGAUUAUCAUUUAUAAGGAAGUACAAGUACUAGAUGAUCUACAUGUUGCGAAGUUACCCGUGACGCGCGCAAGACAGACAGUCAUUGUUUUGUAUUCAGAAUUUACGAGUUGGCGUUACGACCAUUCCUCUUCGUGUUACCAUUCUCAAAAAAUGUAAUAUUUCCCGUCGGCACCAUGAACUGAUAGUUUAUGAAGGCACAGUUGUAGACUAGUCGUACGAUCAUGUCUAAAAAGUGUUCAUCGCAUGCAAUCUUUUUGUUCAAGCUGUUGAAAUGGGCACACCUUACUCGGUUUUCUACUAAGUACAUUCUUUAUCUGCAAUUAUCAUU